Lactuca sativa (garden lettuce) is the source of this 1731-nucleotide messenger RNA. RefSeq names its product UDP-glucose 4-epimerase GEPI48. Gene Ontology annotation, cellular component: cytosol. Gene Ontology annotation, molecular function: UDP-glucose 4-epimerase activity. Lineage: Eukaryota; Viridiplantae; Streptophyta; Magnoliopsida; Asterales; Asteraceae. The record is from RefSeq and is a predicted model, not a curated record. Gene Ontology annotation, biological process: galactose metabolic process.
AUAUAUACUACAUGGACUUCAUCACGUCAAACCCACCUGUUUGUAAAUAAUGUUAAAAGCUUAAACACUCGUCUGAUUCAAUUCUCCUCUCUGUCAAAACCAACAUACCCAAUAUUCUUUCUUUUUCUUCGUCUCUACAGAUCCUUAUAAUCAUAUUAGCCACUUUAAAUUGUACAUAAAAGCUUCGUUUUUUCUAUACGUAAAGAGAGAAGGAGAGCUUUUUUGGGGGUUGAGUCGCUUCCUGUUCUUGAAUUUUGUUUGGGUAGCGGUUCCAUUUAUAGAAAACUUUGAAUUACGAUGGGGCCGCCUCUUUGCGUAUUGGUGACCGGUGGUGCUGGGUAUAUAGGGAGCCAUACUGUGCUGCAGUUAUUAUUGGAAGGUUACAAGACGGUGGUUGUUGAUAAUUUUGAUAAUUCGUCUCAUGUUGCUAUCCAUCGAGUUCAGAAACUCGCCGGUGAUUAUGGACGUAACCUGUCUUUUCACAAGAUUGACAUCCGUAAUAAGCCUGCAUUGGAGGAACUUUUUAAGUCAACAAAGUUUGAUUCUGUUAUUCAUUUUUCUGGAUUAAAGGCAGUUGGUGAAAGUGUGAAGAAGCCCUUGAUGUAUUAUGACAACAAUAUCAUUGGUACUUUAACUCUAUUGCAAGUUAUGAAUGCCCAUGGAUGCAAGAAGCUAGUGUUUUCAUCAUCAGCCACUGUUUAUGGAUGGCCAAAGGAGGUACCAUGCACCGAAGAUUUUCCUUUAUCUGCAGCCAAUCCAUAUGGAAGAACCAAGCUGAUGAUUGAGGAGAUGUGUCGGGACAUAUAUGCUUCGGAUUCUAAAUGGAAAAUUAUUCUGUUGAGGUAUUUCAACCCUGUUGGGGCCCACCCUAGUGGUGAUAUUGGUGAGGAUCCUCGUGGGGUUCCAAACAAUCUCAUGCCAUUUGUCCAGCAAGUAGCAGUUGGUAGGCUACCUACACUUACAGUCUUUGGAACUGACUACUCCACCAAAGAUGGAACAGGGGUACGUGAUUACAUCCAUGUUGUGGAUUUAGCAGAUGGACACACUGCUGCUUUGAAGAAACUCUCGGACCCUACAAUAGGCUGUGAAGUCUACAACUUGGGAACGGGUAAAGGCACAUCUGUUUUGGAGAUGGUAGCAGCUUUUGAAAAGGCAUCAGGAAAGCAAAUUCCUAUUGUGACAGCUGGGCGUCGACCUGGCGAUGCUGAGGUGGUAUAUGCAUCAACAGAGAAAGCAGAACGUGAAUUGAACUGGAAGCCAAAGUAUGGAAUAGAUGAGAUGUGCAGAGAUCAGUGGAAUUGGGCCAGCAAGAACCCCUAUGGUUAUCUAACCAAAGAUGAAGAUGAAGCCAAAGCCAAAUCCAAAUCCAAAGAAAAGUAACAACAGCUUUUGCAAUUACUACUUGCUAUUAAUUAGGUUUUAGUCCUAUCAGCUUUUCUUUCUUUCUUUCUUUCUUCUGUAAUUAAUUACUAGUUGGUUGGUUGUUUUUUUUAAUGGUUUUUGUCAUAGAAGUUAAGGUAAGGUAGCCCGGCUAACGCAGAAAGUAAAACAAGGUAAAAAAAAAAAAAAACUACUGUAGUUAGUCCAUUAUCUCGUACAAAUAGAUGGGUUUCUAGUUUCUUGUAUAUGGAAUAUUUAUGGUAUUUGUGUAGCAGUGGGUAGGGAUGUGGUGUCCUUUCUUUUAUUCCUUAUAUUUAAAAAUUAUUUCAGUAAAGAUUUAUGCUUUCUGUA